GCCGCUCCCGCGGUCGCGCGCCUAGUGACGUCAGAGCGGCAGCGGAGAGGCAGAGACGGAGAUAGCGGGACACGGCGGUACCGAGAGCCCGGGGUGACAGAACCGAGAGCCCGCACCGGCACCCUACAAAACGGGAACCUUUCCUCGCCGUACUCCCGCCGCCCCCCAAGGAAACUAAACUCUCCUCAUCUCUACCCCGCCGGGACCAGGACCCGGGACCCCCCCUCCGCCCGCUCCCGCCGGACCCGGGACCCCCCGAGCAGUCAUGGGCUGCACCCUGAGCGCGGAGGAGAGAGCUGCGCUGGAGAGAAGCAAACAGAUCGAGAAGAACCUGAAGGAGGAUGGGAUCACUGCGGCCAAGGAUGUCAAACUGCUGCUGCUGGGGGCCGGGGAGUCUGGGAAGAGCACCAUUGUGAAGCAGAUGAAAAUUAUCCAUGAAGAUGGCUUCUCAGGUGAAGAUGUGAAACAGUACAAGCCUGUGGUUUAUAGUAACACUAUCCAGUCCCUGGCAGCCAUUGUCCGUGCCAUGGACACUCUUGGUAUCGAAUAUGGUGACAAAGAAAGAAGGGCCGAUGCCAAAAUGGUGUGCGAUGUGGUGAGUCGCAUGGAAGAUACAGAACCUUUCUCGCCUGAACUGCUCUCGGCUAUGAUGAGACUUUGGGCAGAUUCUGGAAUUCAGGAAUGCUUCAACCGAUCCAGAGAAUAUCAGCUUAACGACUCUGCUAAAUACUACCUAGACAGCUUAGAUCGGAUCGGAGCACCAGAUUACCAACCUACAGAACAGGAUAUCCUGCGGACCAGAGUGAAGACCACUGGCAUUGUAGAAACUCAUUUCACUUUCAAGAACCUCCAUUUCAGGCUGUUUGAUGUUGGGGGACAACGAUCAGAGCGGAAGAAAUGGAUUCACUGUUUUGAAGAUGUGACGGCCAUCAUUUUCUGUGUCGCUCUGAGUGGGUACGAUCAAGUUCUUCAUGAAGAUGAGACUACGAACCGAAUGCACGAGUCUCUAAUGCUCUUCGACUCCAUUUGUAACAACAAGUUCUUCAUUGACACAUCGAUCAUUCUCUUCCUCAACAAGAAGGACUUGUUUGCUGAGAAGAUCAAGAAGUCUCCUCUGACCAUCUGCUUCCCAGAGUACACAGGUCCCAACACUUACGAUGAUGCCUGCGCUUACAUUCAAGCACAAUUUGAGAGCAAAAACCGCUCACCUAACAAAGAGAUCUACUGCCACAUGACCUGCGCCACAGAUACGAAUAACAUCCAGGUGGUAUUUGACGCCGUCACCGACAUCAUCAUUGCCAACAAUCUCAGAGGCUGCGGCUUGUACUGAUUCCUCUGUAUAGCAAUUUAUCUGCUGGUGAAAAUAAAAUGCAAGUUGGUAAACUGAGAAGGCGAAAUAAAAAACACAUAUAUAUAUAUAUAAAUAUAUAUAUAUAAAACCAAUCUUUUUAGUUUGUCUCAAAGAGCUGUCAACAGAAUGGAAUUCUCUGCCUCCCCUUUCUCUACCCCCAAAGCAGAAGAAGGUUCUUAAUUUUUAAGAACCUCUUCAGUGUCCCAUAAUUCACCUCUUUAGUUCUGAGAGAGUCUGAGCUGUAAUUUCAACCUCUCUCCAGAAUCAAUGAGGGUACUACAAUAUCGUAGAUAAAGGGGAGAUCAAAAACUAUUUUAAUCCUUUUUUUAAGGAUUUUUGUGUUUUUCUGAUGACCACACUAUUCCCCAUUAAACCUCAAGAAAAAAAAAGAAAAGAAUCGGCUACUUCCUUUCUGUUCAGCUCUUGAGUUACUAAACAACAAAAGUAAAAACAAAACAUUUUCCAAACCAGGUAGAAGUGUUUGUGAGACUUGCAGGACAGUGCGCUCAACAUUUUUUUUUUUUUUUUUUGUGGGUGCUGUAACUGUAUGAGGGUCUGUGAGGGUUCAAGGGAUGCCCCUCUAGUUUGUUAAAAACAAAGAAGUGGGCCCCUUUUUGUCUUGAAAAGGUUUCAGUGCCAACCCAAACUGCGGAGUCAGGGGAACAGUCUCCAAGAAUCUCGGGGGACCUACCCCGCUGUCCCUCAUUUCUCCGCACUGCUCUACGGACCCUCAAAUUGACGUUCUGCUGGUAGCAUGACCUUUUGGCCUUUGUAAUAAAAAGACAAAAACAAAAAAACACAGCCUUCCUUAAAAGUUGAUGUGUAAUGUUAUCACUGAAUUAGUGGCUGCAUAGGAUGCUGUAAAUCUGGUUUAGCUAAGUCUGUACAUUUAGAAGAAACUAAACUGUUUUUUCUUUUCUUUUUUUUCCCACGUGCUUGUAGCUUAACACCUCCCUUUAUAUGAUUAAUAUCAUUUUUAUUUUCUUGCACCAGUUGUUAAAGAAGCAUCUUUUUAAUUGUCUGAGACCCCUUUCACUGCCAGAGAGGUCAGCUUGGCCUCCAGCAAAGAAUGGGAUCAUGAAAAUCCAUGUUCUUUUGGGGGAAUUGGGGUUAUUUCUGUUGGACUUGAAGCCCUACGUAGAAAAAAAAAGAACCCGAAGACACAAAGAACUUUCUGGGGUUAUAGAAUUGUACAGAUCUGAUUCUGUUCAAGUUUCCGUACUCUGGACUGUAUACCAUGCACUCUCUGGGUUUGUAUAGAAAAAGCACAGCUCUCACUAAACCUCCAGCUGCCAGAAUCUUUCUCCUAUUAGGGAUUUUUGCUCUCAAUUCCGUGUAUUACGAAUAGCCUUCUUUUCUUUACAAUCUCCUUUAUGUUCCCAAGUGAAUGCUUUGUGCUGCUUCUCUCGCCCCUUCCCCUUUCCCCUCUUUCUCGCCCCACCCCCUUUUAGUGAAUGGUGUUUUUUCCUCUCAUGUGGGAUGUUUGUGCUGCGAAAAAAAAACUUUAAAAAAAGCGGAAAAAAUACAAAAAAAAAUAAAUUUAAUCGAAUGUAGUGUUUACAUUAAAUCCACAGUUUUCAUGACCAAACCUUUGUCAUUUCUACUUUGAUUAGAAGUCAGACUUCUUCACCAUUUCACUUGCAAACUGAAGAAGAGCGGUCACAAAUGUUAAAGAAAAAAAAAUUAUGAAAAAAAAAAAUUCAAAAACUUAAAUGAUUCAAUAAAUGAGCGAGAAAUGAAGCUGGAGUGUGUUCUUUGUAUUGCAGAGCGCUCAGUUUGGUGCUGCCAGCCACUCGUAACUAAUGGAAACUCGUAUGUAGCUUAAUAAAGAGAAUGUUUGUCUGUACA
Rana temporaria (common frog) is the source of this 3199-nucleotide messenger RNA. RefSeq names its product G protein subunit alpha o1 (gene GNAO1). NCBI's taxonomy places the organism in Eukaryota, Metazoa, Chordata, Amphibia, Anura, Ranidae. Bases 266 to 1330 code for a protein of 354 amino acids. Gene Ontology annotation, cellular component: heterotrimeric G-protein complex. Gene Ontology annotation, molecular function: G protein-coupled serotonin receptor binding; corticotropin-releasing hormone receptor 1 binding; GTPase activity. The transcript has 8 exons. The record is from RefSeq and is a predicted model, not a curated record. Gene Ontology annotation, biological process: adenylate cyclase-modulating G protein-coupled receptor signaling pathway; G protein-coupled dopamine receptor signaling pathway.